This is a messenger RNA of Austrofundulus limnaeus, 1419 nucleotides long. It is a transcript of the gene tab1, whose product is annotated as TGF-beta activated kinase 1/MAP3K7 binding protein 1. Lineage: Eukaryota; Metazoa; Chordata; Actinopteri; Cyprinodontiformes; Rivulidae. Gene Ontology annotation, molecular function: protein serine/threonine phosphatase activity. Gene Ontology annotation, biological process: protein dephosphorylation. Gene Ontology annotation, cellular component: cytosol. The record is from RefSeq and is a predicted model, not a curated record.
GCCUUUGAUGUGGUGGAGAAAAGCUACUUUAAAACAAUAGACGAUGCUCUGGCUGAAAAAGCUCACCUGUCCACCUACGCCACGCCACACAAUGAGAAUGUGUCAUUCCACCAGCUCUCUCCUCAGAGUCAGAAGGUGCAGGAACGCCUGAAGGAGCUGGAGCAGGAGGUGUCAGGAGGCGCUACAGCUGUGGUGGCGCUGAUUCUCAACAACAAGCUCUACGUCGCCAAUGUUGGUACCAACCGAGUCCUGCUUUGUAAGUCAAGCAUCGAUGGCCAGAACCAGGUUCUUCAGAUCGGUCGACCACACAGCACGGACAACGAGGAGGAGCUGCAGAGACUGGCUGCUCUGGGUGUGGAUGCAGCUCGUGUGAGACAAGCUGGACAGAUAACUGGACAGAGCAGCACAAGRAGGCUUGGAGACCACCGAGUCAAAUUUAACUACAAUGAAAUUGAUCUGCUCAGUGCUGCCAAAACGAGGCCCAUCAUCCCUGAGCCAGAGAUUCAUGGCAGCCACUCUUUGGAAGGCGUGACAGGCUUCCUGUUACUGAUGUCAGAGGGUCUCAUCAACGCACUUGAAUCUGCCCAUGGCCCUGAGCAGGUUAAUCAGGUGGUCGUAUCUAUCCUGUGUCGGUGCCGUACUCCAACAGCCAGAGCACCAGUAAGACAAGUGUCACCCUCUCACUGGUAAUGCCCUCCCAAAAUACCCUCGCCAAUGGGACCAACACUGCCUCCACCCUGGAGGAAGGCACCCCCACACCAGGCAGUCAGAGCCCCACAGCCACCCUGCAGUCCACCAACACCCAGACGCAGAGCUCCAGCUCCAGCUCGGGGGAUGGAAGCUUGUUCCGAAGCCAGAGAGGAAGCCAAGCAGCACAGCCUGAUGAGACGGGCAGGGUCCCGCCCUAUGUGGACUUCAGUCAGUUUUAUCUGCUGUGGGGAGCCAACCAAGGCGACAGCCAGAGCACACAAGGAGGCCUCGGACCCCAAUGAGAAGGACACAAAAAGGUCUGGAGUUUUUGGCAACAAGAAGACAUGUUUGAAGAAACACGUAGUGAUACAAAAUAUUUUAUCAUGGUAUCACAGCAGAAACCAAAUAACCUGAAGUUUUACGUGGACGUAACUAGAAUGAACUUACCUUCUCAUCAUUUUGCAAUGGAGUGCAGUGAGGCAAGUGUGUCACAUACCCCUGAUUAAUGUUUGCUCUUCUGUAUCAAGCAGUUGUGAUUCAAUAUAUAUUCCAGAUUGUAGAAAUUACUGUUGAAUGCAAAAGUAAUUACACAUUGCAAGUCCUUAAAAUGUAUUGAAUGGGAUUUUUUUAUUUGUAAGGAAAAUAAGAUAUGCAUUCAGAUUAUUCUACUUUGUGCUUAUUAUUUUCGCUGAAUGCUCAGUUUUAUUAAAUAUGUACAAAUGCUCUGUC